This is a messenger RNA of Medicago truncatula (barrel medic), 1341 nucleotides long. Its product is annotated as telomere repeat-binding factor 1. Gene Ontology annotation, biological process: nucleosome assembly. Gene Ontology annotation, cellular component: nucleosome. Bases 168 to 1067 code for a protein of 299 amino acids. Gene Ontology annotation, molecular function: double-stranded telomeric DNA binding. The record is from RefSeq and is a predicted model, not a curated record. Lineage: Eukaryota; Viridiplantae; Streptophyta; Magnoliopsida; Fabales; Fabaceae. The transcript has 6 exons.
UUUUAGUUUGGCCGAGAAAAAUAGUUCGCCAGGGGAAGAUGGAACUAUUAUGCUUCUGCUUUAAUUUCGGCCCUAAAACUUGUGAUUAUAUGUUUGGAGGUGAAUUUGAUAUUUGUAUAAUUUAUGAUGUUGGUUGCAGAAGAGAUUGAAUUUUUGGGUUGCUCUAGAUGGGUGCUACUCGGCAGAAAUGGUCAUCGGAAGAGGAAGUGGCACUCAAAGCUGGAGUUGUCAAACAUGGGGUGGGGAAAUGGAGCAAAAUACUCAAGGAUCCUGAGUUUAACCAUGUGUUGUAUAUCCGCUCAAAUAUUGAUCUCAAGGAUAAAUGGAGAAAUAUGAGCCUGAAGGCAAAUGGAUCAUCCUCCGGGGACAACUCUCAGCUAGCAAUCAAAAGGGUGCGUCAUCAGGCACCAGAACAGCGUGACAACUCCAUGGCUGUAAAUCUUGUUACUACUAUUGAUGAUGAAAUUCUUGAUGUUCAGCCUCUUCAAGUUAAAACAGAUAUGCUGGAAAUUAAGGGUCCGGAAAGGUCUAUCAAAAGAUUGGACAACCUUAUAAUGGAAGCAAUAUCUAGCUUGAAUGAGGUCGAUGGUUCUAAUAAAACAACUAUUGCUUCUUUCAUUAAGAACCAAUACUGCGCACCGGCAGAUUUCAAAAAUAAGCUGUCCGCAAAACUGGUGGAUCUUGUAUCUAGUGGAAAACUGAUCAAGGUGAAACAUAGGUACAUGAUUGCGCCUACCCAAGCAUAUUCAGAUAGAGGAGGAUACCCACCCAUGUUAUUAUUGGAAGGGAGGCAGAAAGCCUCUAUUAAAUCUGACAGGGAUGGGGGCAAUAUCCCUACAAAGUCUGACAUAGAUUAUCAAAAAAGAAAGGCUGAGAUAGACUUGGAAUUGGAAAAGUUAAAGUCCAUGUCUUUACAAGAGGUAAUCGCAUGUGCUGCUCAAGCAGUUGCUGAAGCAGAAGCCGCCAUGGCAGAAGCUGAAGAGGCAACAAAGGAGGCGGAGGCUGCAGAAGCAGAAGCAGAUGCAGCGGCAGCUAUUGCAAAAGCAGCAGAAAAAUCACUGCGAUGAUCCCUGCUCUUGAUUGAAGUGAGAAGAAUGAGACAUGAGGAGCGUGAUCCGUGGCUUUAGCCAAGAUUCAUUUCGUUUUAGAGGAAUGAUAGCCAGAUUCAAAUUAAUCAUUUCCUUGCAUUUUCUAUGUCUUAUAUUAUUUAUUUAAAGUGGCUCUAGGCUUAGCCUUUAUCAGGGGAAUAUUAUGAAGAACUAGACCUUGAAAUUUCCUUGUUGGAGAAAGGAACAUUGUUUGAAUCUUUUGUAGUAAUUUCUUGAGUGGUUGUUACCAUUA